Anopheles bellator is the source of this 285-nucleotide messenger RNA. Its product is annotated as general odorant-binding protein 72-like. The annotation marks the transcript as partial. The record is from RefSeq and is a predicted model, not a curated record. The transcript is spliced from 2 exons. Gene Ontology annotation, molecular function: odorant binding; dibutyl phthalate binding. Lineage: Eukaryota; Metazoa; Arthropoda; Insecta; Diptera; Culicidae. Gene Ontology annotation, biological process: olfactory behavior; sensory perception of smell. Gene Ontology annotation, cellular component: extracellular region.
GUGGCCGACGCCGUCAGCAAUGGAGUUUUCACCGACACGAAACAAUUUAAAUGCUACGUAAGCUGCCUGCUCGAAAUCAUGCAGGUUGCGCGCAGGGGCAAGGUGAACUAUGAAAAGUCACUCCGGCAAAUCGACACCAUGCUUCCGGAUGAUUUAAAGUCUGACUUCCGGACCGGACUAGAGGCGUGCAAGAAUGCUGCGAAGGACAUCAAGGACCAUUGUGAGGCUUCGUACGUUUUGGUGCAAUGCUUCUACAAAAAUAAUCCUAAAUUCAUUUUCCCAUAA